Olea europaea var. sylvestris is the source of this 1702-nucleotide messenger RNA. Its product is annotated as gamma-glutamyl hydrolase 2-like. Gene Ontology annotation, biological process: tetrahydrofolylpolyglutamate metabolic process. Lineage: Eukaryota; Viridiplantae; Streptophyta; Magnoliopsida; Lamiales; Oleaceae. The transcript is spliced from 10 exons. Gene Ontology annotation, cellular component: vacuole. The record is from RefSeq and is a predicted model, not a curated record. Bases 342 to 1511 code for a protein of 389 amino acids. Gene Ontology annotation, molecular function: gamma-glutamyl-peptidase activity.
GGACGCCGAUGACAAAAGGUUAAGGAUAGUGUAGCCAAGAAAUAGAAAUUAAAGAUAAAUGUCCAGACGAUUGUUCAUUUGUACCUACCGAUAAUUCAUCUCUUCGUGAAAAAAGUCUGUCAACCACCACCACUACUCCCACACGGACCCCCCUAUAACCAUCGUCAUUACCACCCAAUUCCUGCCGAAAGUUCCGUACACUCUUGCACAAAACUGUCAAAACACUGAAAACAGCGCAUUAGUUGUGAAUAAUUCUGAAUAGUAACCAAAUCCCUCGAAAAAAUCUGCCUCCAUUCACACUCAUUCCAUGUCAAAAUCAGUUCUUUUCACCCUAUCCGUCAAUGGCUCAACAAUCACCACCUCCUCCGCCGCCGCCCACUAUUUCCGCCACCACUAGCUCAGCAAUUUCCUCCUCUUCCAAUACAACUUCCCCCAGACCUUAUCUCGUACCGUCAGUCAUCUCUUCUUCAGCUUCGUCGGACAUGUUGAACUAUCUCUGGGUCGCCCUUUUGAUUGCUCUCUCGAAAGAGCUUACCGCUGCUGCUAAUGCUCAAUCAGAUGUGCCACUACUCUUGCCGAGUGAGUCCGACGCGUUUCCGAGAAUCCAACGGUGCCCCGCAGCGGAUCCUCGUCUUAACUAUCGUCCGGUUAUAGGGAUUCUCAGCCAUCCUGGAGAUGGUGCCUCGGGCCGCCUGAAUAACGCCACGAACGCAUCCUAUAUUGCUGCCUCGUACGUAAAAUUUGUGGAAUCAGCUGGUGCUAGGGUCAUUCCUCUUAUCUACAAUGAACCCCGGAAGAUUCUAUAUGAAAAACUAAAUUUGGUUAAUGGAAUGCUCUUCACUGGAGGAUGGGCGAAGAGUGGUCUCUAUUUCGAAGUUGUUGAGUCAAUUUUUAAGAAUGUUUUGAGCAAGAACGAUGCAGGAGACCAUUUUCCUUUGCUUGCCAUCUGCUUAGGAUUUGAAUUAUUAACAAUGGCUGUCAGCCAGGACAACAACAUACUGGAAAAAUUUAAUGCAGCAGAUCAAGCGUCUACAUUGCAAUUCACGAGAAACAUAGAUAUUAAUGGAACUGUAUUUCAGAGGUUCCCUCCGGCUUUGCUAAAGAAGCUGAGUACUGAUUGCCUUGUAAUGCAAAAUCAUCAUUAUGGAAUAUCACCAGAGAAAUUUUUAAAAGAUGGGAAAUUAUGUAGUUUCUUUGAGAUCUUGACAACCAGUGAAGAUACCGAUAACAAGGUCUACGUCUCUACAGUUAAGGCGCACAGAUAUCCAGUAACUGCUGUUCAGUGGCACCCUGAGAAAAAUGCUUUCGAAUGGGGCUUAUCAAUGAUUCCCCACUCAGAUGAUGCAAUUCAAGUGACUCAGCAUGUUGCAAACUACUUCAUUGGGGAGGCUAGGAAGUCCAUGAACAGACCAUGUGCUCGAAAAGUUCUUGACAACCUCAUUUAUAAUUACAGUCCCACGUAUUGUGGAAAGGCUGGGAAGGGUUACGACGAGGUUUAUAUUUUUGCAUAGAAUUGGUUCCUUAUUGGAAAUGUGUAGAGACGUGAAGCAUAUAUGUGCAUAUUUAUGAAAAUGACAUAUUCUACUUGUGAAAACUGAAUGCAAGAUGUUUGGAAUAAUAAUUAAUAACCAGACUUGGGUACUCAAGUUCCUGGAUCAGGCAGCAGCAGUUUCACCUUAUGGCAUUGUUUAAUUCUAGUAAA